CGUAGCGCGCUCAUAUUUCUGUUGAUAAAUGUAUGUAGUAUUGUGGUUUGUUGUCCUGCUGAAACAAAGUGUAUAGUGCUCGGAUUGCCAAAUAAUAUUAGCAAGAACGAUAAAAUAUAAUAAAGUAAGAAACCUUAAUAGUUGUCUGUUAUAAAAAGAGAGACUAAAACAACGGAAAAUGCCUCGAGUCAAGGCCACAAAAAAACAAGUUGAAGCGGCAUCGUCUGAGAAGUUGCCGGUAUUGGAAAAAGUCGCCAAUGGAACGUCGUUGGAAAACGGAACCAGCACAACCGCCAGCAAUGGUAUUGAUGCAAUGGUUAAGGAUCCGCCAGCAAGUAAAGCAGCGGGUGGCAAGAAAAAGGUAACGCGGGAAGGUGAAGGGGAAGCGCGGGAAAAGAAGCCAGCUGUGCGUGGCAAAAAAAAGAUUGAGGAACAAAGCGGACAAAAUGGCGUUCAGGAUGUGGAGGAGAUGAAGCCAAAAGGACGAGCCAAGAAGACUCCUGCUGCUGGUUUGGAGUCCGAACAAGAAGCGCCACCGAAAGUGUCCCGUGGUAAAAAGAAGGCGGAAAAUGUAACCGACGAAAAUGGUGUUGAAGCCAAGCCAAAGGGACGACCAAAGAAGGCUCCUUCCGCUUCUGCCCUGGAGUCCGAACUAGAGGCACCCAAAAAAUCUGGCCGUGGUAAAAAGAAAACCGAAGAUGAUGGCGACUCAAAUGGUGUCCAGGAGGAAGUGGAGUCUAAACCCAAAGGACGAGCGGCAAAGACUGCUGCCUCUAGCGUUGAGGAACCUCCAACAACUAGCAAAACCGCCAAGUCUAGGGCUAAAAAAGAGAAAAUUCCAGUUCCCUUAGAGGCUGAGGCCGUCGCAGCACCCGUCAAAGGCAGAGGAAGGGCCAAAAAAGAGAUUCCCCCGGCAGAAGAGGUUCCUUCUUCUCCCAAGAAGGACAUAGAUGAGAUUCCAGGUACAGCUGAGCCGGCGGCAAAAAAACGGGCACGUGGAGGAAAGCGUUUGGCCGAUGCUGAUAUAGCUGAUGUUCUUGAAGAAGUUGAAGAAGCAGAUGCCAAACCAGCAGCUAAACAAAAGAGGACCAAGAAAGAGGCACCUCCUGCAGCCACCGAAACCAAAGGUCGUGGCAAAAAGGCAGAUAAGAUUGAGGAAAAAGAAGAGCAGGCUCUUCCAUCCACUAGCACCAAACGAGGUCAGAAAAAGACGGCCUCGAAGACCAAAGAGAAUGAGGAAGUAAAAGAGACAGAAAUCAAGGAAGCCAAGCCUGCUCGUGGUCGAAAACGUGCUGCUGCUGCUCCUAUCAACGAAGAUGAACCGAUCGCAGAGGCGGACGAGGAAGACAGUGGCUCGAAAAGUAUGUUAGCCCCCGGUUGUGGUGGUGGUGCAGUAUUGAAAAGUUUGCACAAUGUGCUCAACUUUUGUUUUCCCGCAGCAGCCAAGAAAAAGGAGAAGAAAAUCGAAGCCACCCCCAUCCAACACAUGGGCAAAGCUUUGUUUAAUUCGCCAUCAGCAGAGUUUAAUCUCAAGAUUAGUAGCUGGAACGUAGCUGGUUUGAGGGCUUGGCUUAAGAAGGAUGGCCUCCAAUUCGUGGAUUGCGAGGAGCCGGAUAUAUUUUGUCUACAGGAAACAAAAUGUUCGAAUGAUCAACUGCCCGAGGAGAUGAGUCGCUUGCCAGGAUAUCAUCCAUAUUGGCUAUGCAUGCCUGGAGGAUAUGCUGGCGUUGCCAUUUACAGCAAAAUCAUGCCCAUCAAUGUCGAAUAUGGCAUUGGCAAUGAGGAAUUCGAUGACGUUGGUCGCAUGAUCACCGCCGAAUAUGAGAAAUUUUAUUUGAUCAAUGUCUAUGUUCCCAAUUCGGGACGCAAGCUGGUCAAUCUGGAGUUACGCAUGCGUUGGGAGGUGCUCUUCCAGGCAUAUGUCCAGAAAUUAGAUGCCCUAAAGCCAGUAGUCAUUUGUGGUGACAUGAAUGUCUCACAUUUGGAAAUCGAUUUGGCCAAUCCGAAGAGUAACACUCGCAAUGCUGGCUUCACCAAGGAGGAACGUGACAAAAUGUCGGAGCUAUUGGAGCUUGGCUAUGUGGACACAUUUAGACAUCUCUAUCCGGAUACCAAAGGGGCAUACACCUUCUGGACUUAUAUGGCCAAUGCGCGGGCUCGCAAUGUGGGCUGGCGUCUGGAUUAUUGCAUUGUCUCGCAGCGUUUCGUUUCACGCAUUGUGGAUCAGGUGUUUCGCAGUCAUUGCCUGGGCAGUGAUCAUUGCCCCAUUACAGUUUUCCUUAAUGUCUAAAUAUCAUUUGAUAACAAUUUGAGACAUGAAGAAAAUCAAUAAUGGGUAACACAAAAACACACACAUACACAUACUUUUAUACAUAUAUUGACAGGAAUCACUUGCAAAACAAAUUCUUAUUUAUCUAAUA
Messenger RNA from Drosophila willistoni, 2420 nucleotides. It is a transcript of the gene Rrp1, whose product is annotated as recombination repair protein 1. The record is from RefSeq and is a predicted model, not a curated record. Gene Ontology annotation, molecular function: endonuclease activity; DNA-(apurinic or apyrimidinic site) endonuclease activity; DNA binding. Bases 179 to 2290 code for a protein of 703 amino acids. Gene Ontology annotation, cellular component: nucleus. Gene Ontology annotation, biological process: base-excision repair. The transcript has 3 exons. Lineage: Eukaryota; Metazoa; Arthropoda; Insecta; Diptera; Drosophilidae.